Messenger RNA from Astrephomene gubernaculifera, 2099 nucleotides. Lineage: Eukaryota; Viridiplantae; Chlorophyta; Chlorophyceae; Chlamydomonadales; Astrephomenaceae. The record is from the annotation of a GenBank genome assembly.
AGCACAUGCAUCUCCAGCUUGCAGCCUGGUUGCUGGCAAGUUACCUUUUGCACUGAUCGUAGACCCACUUGGGCGCUGCCCGGGCCCGCGGUGUAACGUUACCAAACGUGGUCCAGAUAAGCGGGGGCCCUUGCGCCCUAUUCUAGCGCCAUGGAAGCAAUGGCGGCGCAGGGGCGCCAGUUGAUUGUAGACCACGCGUUGCCAGCGCUUGAGAAACUACGCCCGCUCGCGGCGCCGAUCGUUUAUGGGCACCACGUGUUCCAGGACCUCUUGUCUAUUGAACACAAUGCGAUUCCGCACUUUGCCUGGGAGCUGGAGCUUUCACAAGCGACAGGGCUCAGCCCUUCGCAAUUGCGGUUCACUCUAGCGCUUUUCGCUACAAUUCCGCUAGCUGCUGGCGUCCGGCUAUUCCGCAAUCCGACGAUGCGCCACCUUUACGCGUUGGUGACGGGACUCCUCAUCGUGUACUACCCCUUCGGCAGCGGUGUCAUCCUCGUGCUGCCGAUGGCGGUCGCCGCUUACCUCGCGCUUCUCCUGGCGCCUCGGCGGGCCGGGACAAUAGCAUGGGCUACCGUGUUCCCAUACCUCAUAUACUUACAUGUAAUUAACGCCAGCGGAGAGUCCUGGAAGACGGGAAACCUUGACUUCACAGGUGGCGCCAUGGUUGCUGUCCUGAAGCUGAUCGCCAUGUGCGUGUGCCGCCAGGACAGCUUCCGGAAGAACAAAGAGGACCUCACCCCGUACCAAGCCGCCCACCAGCUGGUCGCCUCGCCCUCCCCCCUGGAGUUCCUGUCGUACCUCUUUGGCCUGGGCAACCUGGUGGCGGGGCCCUUCGUGGAGUUCAGCGAGUACAAGGCCUUCAUCGAGCUCAAGGGGCCCUGGGACCCCAACGCCGCCCAGCGUAUGCCCGACCCCGCCCUGCGCGGCUUCCUGUGCCUGCUGGAGGGCUACCUCUACAUGGGCAUGUACCUGGGCCUCACACUCAAGGGCUGGGACCUGCGACACUACCACAGCGACUGGUAUUACGCGCAGCCGCUGCUUGUCAAGUGCGCCGCCUUCUGCUUGAUCGGCCUGGUCUACCAGUUGAGGUACUACUUCAGCUGGAAGAUCACGGAGUCGGCCUACGCGUUUGCCGGGCUAGACUACAUGGGCCGAGACACAGUGACCGGCAAGGCGCUGUGGGGCCGCUGCCGCAACUGCAGCUUCCUGGGCGUGUGGCUGUCCGACAGCGCGCGCAACGUGCCGCUCAACUGGAACAUCUGCACCGGCAACUUCCUGCGGAGGUAUGUGUACGAGCGGAUAGCUCCCCGCAACCGGCGCCCCGGCUUCCAGUCGCUGUUGUUCACGCAGCUGGUCAGCGCUGUGUGGCACGGACUGUACCCCGGCUACCUGAUGUUCUUCGUGGGUACGGCAUUGUGGAUCUACUUCUCACAGGUGCUGUACAAGGCCGAGACGCACAUGCCGAGCUCACUGCGCAACAGCCUGCCGUACCGGGCGGUUAAGAUCAUGUGGACGGGCUUCGUGCUGAACUACAUGGCGUCUGCCUUCCAGCUGCUGGAUUUUAACUCGAGCAGCGAAGCGUACGCGUCCGUCCACUACUUCCCGUUCAUCUUGAUGCUGGUGGUUAAUGUGCUCUUCUCGUUCGUCAAGGCAAAGCGGCCGCUCAAGCCGCCCACGGGACCUGGCGGCGCGACGCCACCCGAGAACGGCAACGGCGAGGGGAAGGGUCGCUCCAUGAAGACGGAAUAGCUCCUAAGGAGAACUGAAUUGAAGAAUUGAGAACGUUGUGCUCUAAAUUGCGCUUUUGCCCGUUAUUGAGAUAUACCGGUCCCCCGUCAUGUUUGGAGUGGGGAAUCCGUUGAAGUAUUCAUUGAGCAGUGUGACGCGUGUCGAGGAGCAAUUGCAGGAGUUGAGUGAGCAUGCUACGGCUUAGCCUACUAUGCAUCAGGGUUAAAGUUGUACAGUAGUAGUGCAGAUCUAUAGGAAGGAAUAUAGAUUGGGCAGAAUUAUGGCAAUUGCUAAACGCUUUUUAACGCCUCUGAUUCUUACAGUUGUAACAACCGCGACCAGGAAGCAUGUGUUUAAUUAAUAAACCCUUU